Stegostoma tigrinum is the source of this 5122-nucleotide messenger RNA. It is a transcript of the gene ppp1r13bb, whose product is annotated as protein phosphatase 1, regulatory subunit 13Bb. The record is from RefSeq and is a predicted model, not a curated record. Gene Ontology annotation, molecular function: p53 binding; transcription factor binding. The transcript has 19 exons. Bases 567 to 3980 code for a protein of 1137 amino acids. Lineage: Eukaryota; Metazoa; Chordata; Chondrichthyes; Orectolobiformes; Stegostomatidae. Gene Ontology annotation, cellular component: nucleus. Gene Ontology annotation, biological process: regulation of apoptotic process; negative regulation of cell cycle; apoptotic process.
ACGCAGGGAGGUGGGGGCGGGCUGUCAGCCGACGGUGGGCCUUACUUGUGGCGUGGCUUCAGCGCCCGGGACCCAGCCUUAACGGGAAACAACUUCGGGGUCCGGCAUCCGCCCGAGCGAUUACCAUUGUCCCUCUUCCACAAACAGCACACUUCUCCUCCCAUCAUCCCUCACCUCAGUUGCUGCCUGUGGAUGUUGUAGUCUGCUUGGGCCGAGAGUUCAGGGUGAAGCGAGCAGCGGCCUGGAGUUGGAUUGGUGCCCCGCUCAGACUCCUCCCCUUACCAGCUGCCGGCGGUCGCUCGCGUUGACCUAGGAUCAGAGGGAGUUGCAUCUUUUUUUUCUUCCCCCGUGAUCGCAUGGUGGAAUUGUGCUGAGACGUCGUCAAAAUGAUGCCGUUGCAGGAAGCUGUACUAUUCACCCCUUCCUAUGGGAUGUGUUUGCGUAAAUUCUGAGCGCAAGUACAUUACUGUGAUAGACCCCAGAAUCGUUUGAUACAACGCACUUUAACAUUUGCUGCAGAGUGUGGGAAAUUUUCGUGAUGAUAUAGCAGUGUUCCAUAAUUUCAGAUGAUACUGACUGUGUACUUGAGUAACAACGAGCAGGGUUUAACCGAAGUCCCGAUAACCCCAGAAACAACAUGUAAAGAUGUUAUUGAAUUCUGCAAAGAGCCUGGUGAGAUCGGUUGCCACUUGGCUGAGGUGUGGCGAGGAAAUGAACGUGCCAUUCCUUCUGACCAUAUGAUGUAUGAACAUCUGCAGAAGUGGGGACCUCGUAGAGAAGAAGUGAAAUUCUUUCUCCGUCAUGAAGAUUCACCUAAUGAAAAUAUUGAACAAAGUGGACAUCAGUCUCAAGAUCAACUGAAUAGAUGGAAUGGAAUUCAUUUGUCUACAGACAAGCGUUUCGAAAAUGGGGGUGGUAAUCCUCGGGUGGAGUUGACACUUUCAGAACUGCAAGAAAUGGCUUCUAGACAACAGCACCAGAUUGAGGCCCAACAACAGAUGUUGGUUGCCAAGGAGCAGCGUUUACGUUAUCUGAAACAACAAGAGAGACGUCAACAGCAGUCUAUUUCGGAAAGUGAAAAAUUACAAAAACUGAAAGAACGUAUGGAAAGUCAGGAGGCAAAGCUGAAGAGGAUACGAGCUAUGCGAGGACAGGUGGACUACAGCAAAAUUAUCAAUGGCAAUCUUUCAACUGAAAUCGAACACAUCAAUAAUAUGUUCCAUGAGAAACAACGUGAGUUGCAGUCUGCUGUAUUGAAAGUUGAUCAGUUAACGCAGCAACUUGACGAUUUGAGGAAAGGAAAAACAAACGGAUUGCAGUCUUUUAAUGGACAAGUGCCAGGACCUGCUGCAGUUGAAUUAAAGAAGCUUUACCAAGAGCUGCAGCUUCGCAACAAGCUUAAUCAAGAACAAAAUACAAAACUUCAACAUCAAAAAGAAUUGCUGAACAAGCGUAAUGUGGAAGUGACGAUGAUGGACAAAAGAAUCAGUGAACUUCGUGAACGUUUGUGGAAGAAGAAAUCUGAUGCACGUCAAAAGGAAAACAUCCCUCAGCUGAAUCGAAUUAAUGGCUCGCCAACAAUGCCAGCACACUCUAACACCUCUGGUCGUGUGGCUGCCGUGGGACCCUACAUCCAAGUUUCUACUGCAACUAGAUCAGAAAGUAACCAAUCAUCACCAAGCGAGAUCUUGAAACCUCAGUCGCUGACCAUAUCUAGCAACGGUGGCUAUGUGAUGACUAAAGCAAAAUCUGAUGAACUUCUUAGACACAAGCUGACCUGCGUGAUGUCUGGUUUGGAUGUUGGUCUUGACUCUGGUUCAUCCUUGCAUUUAAAAAAUUAUGAAAGCAGAUUCUUCGCACAUGAUGGAAAUUGGCCAACACUCCCACAGGGCUCUGCUAAUACAGGGAAAUCACCUACAACAACAAACAAUGACUGGAAGGAAUCCAACAUGGACACAGUUUUGAAACCAGGAGCUGGAUCGAGUCAGACCCUGCCCACUUCCUCAGCCAUUUCAAACAAUGAGAAAAUGGUGGGUAUUGAAUCAGGAAAAGUAACAACAUCUGUGCCCAAUGCAAUAAAGCAGCUGACUCAGUCAUAUGGACCUCACCCGAAAUCUUCUCUCAUUGCCAUUGGUUCUACAAAUUCACUGGAAAGAGUGAAAGAGGGCACUCAACCUCGGCCUAGUAUGGGUUCAGUCUCCAACAUAACUUCAGCAAACUGGCAGAGAGCUAUCCAGUCUUCACAGCCUGCAAGCACAUUUCAAGCGAGUGCCUCACAACAGAUUCAGCAGAGAAUUACUGUGCCUCCGAGUCCUACUUAUCAGCCAGCUGCUUCACCAUUGUUCUCUGCUGGAGAUAGCAGGCCUGAUCCCCCACUGGCUGUGGCUGUAAGGCCAUUCUUGACUGACAAAGGUUCUAGGCCUCAGUCUCCACGAAAAGGGCCUCAAACCGUGAAUUCCAGUUCAAUUUAUUCAAUGUAUCUUCAGCAAUCAACUCCACCAAAGAACUACCAACAGGCUACAUACAAUACCCUAAACAAAGCACAUACUGUCAAAGCAAUGUAUGGGAAGCCAGUAUUGUCGUCUGGAUCAGGUUCUGCUUCACCGUCUCCUUUGCCUUUUACUCAUACAUCGCCUUUCCAAAGUUCCCCACCGCAAACCACUGGUGAAAACCAAACUACUAAUGAAAAGGAUCUAGAGCAUGAGAACUUGCCGUCCACCAAUUCAAAUGUUGAAAACAUACCACGUCCUCUGAGUCCUACGAAAUUAUUGCCAAUUGUGCACUCACCAUUAAGGUAUCAAAGUGAUGCUGAUCUUGAAGCUCUAAGGAAAAAAAUGGCACAUGCACCAAGGCCUCUGAAGAAACGCAGUUCUAUAACUGAGCCAGAAGGCCCAAGUGGACCUAAUAUACAGAAGCUGCUGUAUCAGCGUUUUAAUACGUUAGCUGGGGGCAUGGAUAACAUGCCAUUUUAUCUCCCCAGUAACCAACAGGACUAUGUGGGUGCUUUAGCAGACGUUGAUAAUGGUAACACCAGCCUAGUAGAGUCUGGUUCUGUGCAGUCUGAACCAACAACUCAGCCUGACGUUCAACCAUCAUCAGAUGCCAAUGAUAAUCAGCUGCCUUCUCCUAAACAUUCUGAAUUGAUUCAGACAGAUAACAAUGAGAUACCUGCUACAAUAGAGGACAAUAACAAUAAUCCUGCUGUUGUUCAAACAGAGCAGCUGCCAAGUCCUCUGCCAGAAAUCAUAUCACCAGAGGGAGAUGUUCCUCCACAACCUGCUGUGCCACUGCAACCUCCUAUUAAACGUACAAAUUUGAAGAAACCUGAUUCAGAAAGGACAGGUUGUGGGAUGCGGGUAAAAUUCGAUCCUCUUGCUUUACUCCUGGAUGCUUCUUUAGAAGGAGAAUUUGAUCUUGUGCAGCGCAUUAUUUAUGAGGUUAAUGAUCCCAGUAGACCUAAUGAUGAAGGGAUUACACCAUUACACAAUGCAGUGUGUGCUGGUCACCAUCACAUUGUGAAAUUCCUUGUUGAUUUUGGUGUAAAUGCAAAUGCAGCAGAUAGUGACGGAUGGACACCGUUACACUGCGCUGCUUCCUGCAAUAGCGUCCAACUCUGUAAACUGCUUGUGGAAUCCGGUGCUGCUAUUUUUGCUACAACUAUCAGCGAUGUUGAAACAGCAGCAGAUAAAUGUGAGGAGAUGGAAGAAGGUUUUGUACAGUGCUCACAGUUUCUUUAUGGAGUACAAGAAAAAAUGGGUGUCAUGAACAAAGGUGUAGUUUAUGCAUUGUGGGACUAUGAGGCCAAGAACAGCGAUGAAUUAUCGUUCCAUGAAGGCGAUCCUCUGACAAUCGUGAGGCGUAAAGAUGACAAUGAAACAGACUGGUGGUGGGCUCGUUUGAAUGACAAGGAAGGCUAUGUUCCUCGCAAUCUGUUAGGGUUGUAUCCGAGAAUAAAGCCCCGGCAGCGAACUCUGGCUUAGGAAUAUUGGUGAGCUCUUCUGAUCAGAAUCUGGAACGACACAUUGGCAGUGCUCCCCAUCCAAAAGAGGAAGUAGAUAUUUACGUGCUGUGAUUUGGAUAUGCAGUAGUUUAUGGUGCUUUUUCUCUGAACAAAGUCGCAUUGCUACAUCUGAAGAACACACGUGUAUUCUAGCACACUUUCAUGUGUGCAUUCAAACAUGUGCACAUAUGCGCACACAUUUAGACCUGAACAGUCAUAUUAGAACAUGUAUGAACAGGCCUGCACAUUUCUCUGUUUCUCUCUCUCUCUCUUACACACUCAUUCACACACACACAUGCACACGCGCACACACAAAACAGAGGAAGUGGUGUUAUCUGAAAACCACUUGACCUCAGUAUUGUUAGUAUGUGGCAUGCUUGGCUGACAGUGGUGGUAAGGGAAAUGUUUAAAUGCAAAUUUUAUUGGUUUCAAGAAGGAAGUUGUAAUUUAUUGAAAGGUAGUGUGGAUGAACUAGCAGAGUUUGACUUGGUAUUGUGGUAAUUAAAGCUGUUAAAGGAUAUAAGAAUUUAUGCUUGGACAUGAAAAAUUUAAGUAACAUAGUAAUGCUGCAAAUGUGAGAUGAACAAGGAUUUUAGUAAGGCAAGGUGCGCUGUCUGAGUUGUAUGAAGUAAGUGCAGUGUAUGUGACUAAUGGAAUGGUGGAUGUACGAAUGACCAGAGGAUAUUGCCAUCUAUUAAUGUGUGUAUUUUAUGGAAAUGAUGCAAUAACUUUCACCACAUUUUGGUGCAAAACACUACAGCACUUCAUUAAAAUAAGUAUUCAAGUAUAUUUCUAUAUUAAAGAAUCUUUCAUUUAUUUUUUCCAAUUACAGUUUUCAUUUUGAAAUAGUUCUAGGCAAACAUUCUAACAAAUGAUAAGUUUAUAACAAAACAAUCUUUGGCUUGUUUACCAUGUUUCAUAUCUAACCUUUACCUAACAAGCAGUUCUGUUAACUGAGCACAGGGUAGUAUUGAAUGUAAAUAUUGUGAUGUAUAAGAUUAUAACUGUGGGCUAUAUUAUGUAUGACUAAGUGACUGAACUGUAAUUUUUUCAUAGUUAGUACUACACUGCUUAACAAGUGUAAUGUAAACGUAUACAAUAAAAUACAAUGGCAUGAACAAA